AUGGAUCUCAAUGACAUUUUUACUUCUGAUAUAAAAGAGUCACCCAAGGAAUAUCAGACAGCCAGCGUUCUAUCUUUUCUGCUCUGCAGCUCGUUGAAACUCAACCUCAUCUUGGUUUUGUCGCUGUCCAUGGCACACGUGUUGUGGUGUUAUCCUGUCCUCUCUUCCAAGGUGCCUGCGAAACCUGAUUACUUUCUCAUCCUACUGAGCAGCUGCCCAACCAGGCUGGAGGAGAGCAACGGGCUAGCUUUCCUAAAGUCAAUUUUGGAGAAGACAUCGAUGAAAAGGUCCUUUCGCAAUGGAGUCGGCUCAGGGGUGAAAAAAACUUCAUUUCAAAGAGCAAAGCAAUGA
Messenger RNA from Chionomys nivalis (European snow vole), 351 nucleotides. It is a transcript of the gene Nps, whose product is annotated as neuropeptide S. Gene Ontology annotation, biological process: positive regulation of synaptic transmission, GABAergic; positive regulation of action potential; positive regulation of synaptic transmission, glutamatergic. The record is from RefSeq and is a predicted model, not a curated record. Bases 1 to 351 code for a protein of 116 amino acids. NCBI's taxonomy places the organism in Eukaryota, Metazoa, Chordata, Mammalia, Rodentia, Cricetidae. Gene Ontology annotation, cellular component: extracellular region. The transcript has 3 exons.